Messenger RNA from Xiphophorus couchianus (Monterrey platyfish), 3591 nucleotides. RefSeq names its product sodium/glucose cotransporter 1-like. The transcript is spliced from 16 exons. Bases 804 to 2651 code for a protein of 615 amino acids. Gene Ontology annotation, biological process: transmembrane transport; sodium ion transport. Gene Ontology annotation, cellular component: plasma membrane. Gene Ontology annotation, molecular function: D-glucose:sodium symporter activity. The record is from RefSeq and is a predicted model, not a curated record. Lineage: Eukaryota; Metazoa; Chordata; Actinopteri; Cyprinodontiformes; Poeciliidae.
AAUAAACUACAUGAAUAAGGACUGAGCCAGAAGCACAGAGGAGACAGAGCACUGUGUGUGUCUGCGUGUAUGUGCGUGCGCAUGUAUGCAUGUGUGAGAACACUGCGCAUGUGUGACUGAGCGGACUGUGCAGGAGAAAGAGCAGUAAUGAACGCCAGCUGAGGGAUGACAGCAGGGGAGAGGGAGAGAAGGAGAAGACAGAGGCUCACCUGAAGAGGAGAAGAAGGAGGCAGUGAAAAGAAAGGAGGACAUACUGGGGCGACAUUUGAGACAUAGAAGAAGCUUGGGUCUCUGCACAGAAUAAGAUAAAUGAUGUGUGAAUAGAAGCAGACAAACUGGGAUGGAGAAAAGGACACGGGAAGAAAGAUUUCAGCUCCAACUCGAAGGAAAAAGACCGGAAGAGUGAAGGAGAACGAAACCAGAGAGCCGAUGAUGCUGAGCUUGAUGAAAGCAGACUGACGUGUCCACCUUGCAACAGCUUCCUCCAUCUUAACAUUUCCUCCAUGUUGUUGAUGCUCUGAGAACAGAGACGGACAGGAGAGAGGAAGACAGCAUCCUCACCCAAGCAACAAAGAAGGCAAAGCAGUUUGUCAUCCAACACAAACAGCUUGUUGAGGCAGCAAACGACUGGACUAUGACAACCACGUAAAGCGGACAGAUGUUUCAUCAUGUCGAUCUGGGUCGACGGCAUUAUCUUCACACGCUGAUGUAAAACUGAAGACAAACCAAUCACGCCCACCGAGCCACAGCUUCUUAUCGGCAGAGAUGAAAAACCUAUCAGACGGAAACGAUGACUUGAGGCUAUGGUCCGCACCAAUCGAUCCACUGUGGGUGGCUUUUUCCUGGCAGGGAGGAGUAUGGUGUGGUGGCCAAUCGGAGCAUCGCUCUUUGCCAGCAACAUUGGCAGCGGCCACUUUGUAGGGAUUGCUGGUACUGCUGCAGCUGCUGGAAUUGCCGUUGGUGGAUUUGAGUGGAACGCUAUUAUUGUUGUCGUUAUUCUGGGAUAUCUCUUUGUGCCGAUCUACAUCAAAGCUGGGGUGAUCACUAUGCCUGAGUACCUGAAGAAGAGGUUCGGAGGACAGCGCAUUCGUAUUUAUCUCUCUGUGCUCUCCCUCUUCCUCUACGUCUUCACAAAGAUCUCUGCCGACAUGUUCUCUGGUGGCAUUUUCAUCCAGCAGGCUCUUGGACUGAACAUCUACGUUGCUGUUAUCGCUCUAUUGGCGAUUACUGCGCUGUACACCGUCACAGGUGGACUGGCUGCAGUGAUAUAUACAGACGCCUUACAGACGAUCAUCAUGGUUAUUGGAUCCUUCAUUCUCAUGGGUUUUGCUUUCAAUAAAGUGGGGGGCUAUGAAAAUUUCGAGACACUCUACAUGACCGCAGUUCCCACAAACACCACUAACAUCAGUGCAGAGUGCUACGAGCCUCGGAAAGACGCCUUCCAUCUUUUUAGAGAUCCAAUAACAGGAGACCUGCCUUGGCCUGGCAUGGUGUUUGGACUCACCAUCCAGGCCACCUGGUACUGGUGUGCUGAUCAGGUGAUUGUCCAGCGUUGCCUCUCAGCCAAGAAUCUCUCUCAUGUGAAAGCAGGUUGCAUUUUGUGUGGUUACUUGAAGCUGCUGCCCAUGUUUCUCAUGGUUUUUCCUGGAAUGAUAAGCAGGAUCUUGUAUCCUGAUGUGGUGGCAUGUGUGAUCCCGGAAGAGUGUAAUGAACACUGUGGAGCUGAAGUUGGAUGCACCAACAUUGCCUAUCCCAAACUGGUUGUGGAUCUUAUGCCAAAUGGUCUGAGGGGUUUGAUGCUGUCAGUGAUGAUGGCCUCUCUAAUGAGCUCCCUCACUUCAAUAUUUAACAGUGCUAGUACUCUCUUCACCAUGGACAUUUAUACUAAGGUCCGUCCUCGUGCCAAAGAAAGGGAACUGAUGAUUGCUGGCAGGGUGUUCAUUGUGAUCCUUAUUGGAAUAAGCAUUGCCUGGAUUCCUAUAGUGCAGUCAGCCCAGAGUGGUCAGCUCUAUGACUACAUGCAGUCAAUCACCAGCUAUCUCACUCCACCUGUGGCCGCUGUCUUCAUGCUGGGCAUGUUCUGUAAACGAGUUAAUGAAACCGGUGCCUUUUUCGGACUCACAAUUGGCCUAGUAAUAGGAUUAACCAGGAUGAUCACAGAGUUUAUCUAUGGGACAGGGAGCUGUGUUAACCCGAGUGACUGUCCUACCAUCAUCUGUGGAGUGCACUACCUCUACUUUGGGAUGAUCCUGUUCCUUGUCUCUUGUAUCCUCAUACUUGGAAUCUCCCUAAUGACCAAGCCCAUCGAUGACAAGCAUCUGUACCGAUUGUGCUGGAGUCUGAGGAACCGUACAGAGGAAAGAGUGGACAUUGAUCCGGAUGACUGGAUUGGGCAUCAUGAUGACGACGACGACAGUAAAAUUGAUGUAAAAGAACCUAAGAAAAAGCCAAAUUUCUUCAAGAAAAUGCUAAUGUCCUUCUGUGGCCUGGAGGAGAACAAAAAGGCACCAAAACUUACUCCAGAGGAGGAAGCAGAACUGAAGAAGCAGCUAACAGAUACAACAGAGAAGCCUCUCUGGAGGAACAUUGUCAAUGCAAAUGCCGUCAUUCUCCUGUGUGUCGCUGUGUUCUUUCACGGAUACUUUGGUUAGUCAAACCCCAUAAACAUUAAGUGGUCCUGGAUACUGUAAUUUAUUUUGCAUGGAUUUAAAUUAUAACAAAACCAUUAACGCUGAUCCUGUGUGCUAUCAUUCUUCCUGUAUUGGCCAACUGGUCUCACAAAGGACACAAAGUGUAUUUUUCUCAAAGCAUCUUCCUUUUCAGUUAACUUUUUCCUGGUAUUUGUAACCUGGAGUGAACCAGUAAAUAAUGUUGUAACAUAUUAACGCAUCUUACUUGUUACAAUGUCCAAAUUCUCACAUAUUUGUUCUGACUUCCAUAUCCUCUUAUCAUAUUUGUACAUAUUACCGUUAUGACCUGGACGGUGUCUUUUUGUUGUGGUGCAAAGAGAGAAGCUCUGGAAUUGAGAACAGCUUAUACAAGUACCUUCAAACUUUCUUCUUUUUAUUUUCCCAUGAAGUUAAAAAAUGUAUUUUUUGGCAAAUAUUCAUUGUGAUACUGCACACAUUAGGCGAUAAUUUGUUUUAUCUGCAGUUCCCUGUCUUUUGUGAAUGAAAAUAUAAACGCCUUUUAUUUUCUUAAGUUUACAGAUAAUUGCUGUUUAUAUCACCAGCUGCUACAUUAAGUCAUUAUGAAGGAGGGACAACAUGACAAAAACUAUGUACCUGGAAGAAGUUAGUAAUAUUUAACAAGUAAAAGACAAACAAGAUGGUUGUAAAUUCCCUCAGAAUGUAUGUCUGCUACCUCAUUCAUCGACUUCAGUUGGGUUUUCUCAUAUUGUGUGCUCAAAGUCCACAAGUGCUGCCACUUCUAACUUCCAUACAAAUAACAGUGUGUGUUGUUUUAGGUGUUAAUGAAUAAAGCCAUCUCAGGGAGAGAGAGUUAGGAAUUAUUAGAAAGCACUCAGACUCUCUUUGCUUCCACCUAGUGGUGUAAAAAUGAUUUGUAAGUAAAAGAAAAAUGUAAAAUAGA